Messenger RNA from Dothidotthia symphoricarpi CBS 119687, 930 nucleotides. RefSeq names its product protein prenylyltransferase. The coding region runs from base 1 to 930 and encodes 309 amino acids. NCBI's taxonomy places the organism in Eukaryota, Fungi, Ascomycota, Dothideomycetes, Pleosporales, Dothidotthiaceae. The transcript has 3 exons. Gene Ontology annotation, molecular function: CAAX-protein geranylgeranyltransferase activity; protein farnesyltransferase activity. Gene Ontology annotation, biological process: protein geranylgeranylation; protein farnesylation. Gene Ontology annotation, cellular component: CAAX-protein geranylgeranyltransferase complex; cytoplasm; protein farnesyltransferase complex. The record is from RefSeq and is a predicted model, not a curated record.
AUGGCGCCAAAAUACUACCACAACGACGAGGCAUGGGCAGACAUCGAGCCUCUCCCACAAGACGACGGCGGAAUGCACCCGCUGGCCGCGAUCGCAUACACGGAGGAGUACAGCGAGGCCAUGGGCUACCUGCGCGCGGUAAUGGCGAAGAACGAGUUCAGCGACAGGGUCUUGGGGCUCACAGAGCACAUUAUUGGCAUGAAUCCAGCGCAUUACACUGUGUGGCUCUACCGCGCCAAAACAAUCUCCCAGCUCGGAAAGCCACUGAAAGAUGAAAUCGCCUGGCUCAAUCCCACCGCGCUCAAACAUCUCAAGAACUACCAGAUCUGGCAUCACCGACAGACCAUCAUCGAUGCGCUCGGCUCGUCCGAAGGGGAAUCCAAGUUCGUAAAUACUAUGCUGGAGCAGGACUCGAAGAACUAUCAUGUGUGGAGCUACAGGCAAUGGCUGGUGAAGCGCUUCGACCUGUUUGACAAGCCUGAGGAGCUGGCGUGGACGGAAAGCAUGAUUGAUGCGGAUGUGAGGAACAACUCUGCCUGGAACCACCGGCACUACUUGGUCUUUGGACGCGGAGAGAAGCCAAGCGAGGAGGUCGUAAAACGAGAGCUUGAAUAUACCAAAACCGCCAUCCGCAAAGCACCCCAGAACCAGAGUCCAUGGAACUACUUGCUCGGCAUCGUUCGUGCCGCGCAACUUCCAAAGUCGACACUCAAGGAGUUUGCCCUCGAGUUUGCGGACUUGCAAAGGCCAGACGAGAUCUACUCAAGCCAUGCGCUUGAUCUUCUCGCAGACAUCUAUGCAGAGGAUGGUGGUAAAGACGAAGCAGAGAAGGCGUUGAGUCUGUUGGCGACAAAGUACGAUCCCAUCAGAGCGAAUUACUGGAAUUUCAGAAAGGGCCUGCUGGCAGAGCCGAAGCUCACAGCAGCGUAG